This is a messenger RNA of Aplysia californica (California sea hare), 681 nucleotides long. RefSeq lists its product as uncharacterized. The transcript has a single exon. NCBI's taxonomy places the organism in Eukaryota, Metazoa, Mollusca, Gastropoda, Aplysiida, Aplysiidae. The coding region runs from base 105 to 557 and encodes 150 amino acids. The record is from RefSeq and is a predicted model, not a curated record.
UUAUAAAAAUAACUCAACUGAAAUGCUUUAAUAAUAAAAAUGAAAUUAAAAAAUAAAACGAAACAAUCCCCCACCAGCUGCGCGUGAUCCGAGCGUUCCGGAGCAUGUUGGAGGACCUGGAGGACAAGCGAAGCGUGCACAGCUUCCACAGCUUCCACGGCCUGCGCACAUCGCGGAGCCACCACGGGCCGCGCACCAAUUUCGCCGGCGACGACGCCGACUCGCGCUUCCUGCGCACCACCUCGCCCACGGCGGCGGCGGCGGCGUCUGGCGGUGGGGGUGCGAGCAGUGGCGUGGCGGCGGGAUUUCUACGCCCCUGCUCGGGGGGACGCGGGGGCAGCGCGCGCUACUACCACUGCAGCACGCCGCCGUCCAACACGUACCCUAACCUGCACCUCAAGUCGCAGUCGUACGAGAACGUGCCGCUGGUGGCGAAGCAGAGGGCGAGCGCGCUGCACGCCGCCACCAACCCCGUGUGUAAAGUCUCGCCCCCGCACAGCAGGUCCAAAACGCUGAGUCAGUCGGAUAUACACAAACACACAGAGACUGCUAUUUAGACACAAUGUGAGAACAUGACACGUUUAACGCAUCACUCACUACUUCUUUCGUUUUAUUGGUUUGGGGUUUGGGUUUGUUUGUUUUUUUUCCUCCCUAUUAUUUUUGAUAUUAUUAUUAUUAUUU